UCUGUAUAACAAAAGCAUCAUUUCUUCAUCCAUCAGAUGCACUAGCUGUUGUCAUAGAAGUUGCAAACCAUGCCAAUGACAUCAUGAAGCAGGGAGAUAACUUUCAAAAACUCAUGCAGAUUCAGUACAGUUUAAAUGGACAUCAUGAGAUUGUACAGCCAGGAAGGGUCUUUCUGAAAGAGGGCACGCUGAUGAAGCUGUCCCGGAAGGUCAUGCAGCCACGAAUGUUUUUUCUGUUCAAUGAUGCCCUGUUGUAUACGACUCCAGUUCAGUCAGGGAUGUAUAAACUCAACAACAUGCUGUCAUUGGCUGGAAUGAAGGUUAAAAAGCCAACCCAGGAAGCAUAUCAGAAUGAGCUGAACAUUGAAAGUGUAGAGAGGUCCUUCAUUCUUUCAGCAAGUUCUGCUACAGAAAGAGAUGAGUGGUUAGAAGCUAUCUCCAAGUCAAUUGAAGAAUAUACAAAAAAGAGAAUCACAUUUAAUCCUAGCAAAAGUCUUGAAGAGACUGACCCAGAGAAACAAGAGGAAGAUAGUCCGCUGGGAUCAAAGGCUCCGAUCUGGAUCCCUGAUACUAGAGCCACUAUGUGUAUGAUGUGUACAAGUGAAUUCACGUUGACAUGGAGAAGGCAUCACUGCAGGGCAUGCGGAAAGAUUGUCUGUCAAGCUUGUUCAUCAAAUAAACAUGGUUUAGAUUAUAUGAAAAACCAGCCAGCAAGAGUAUGUGAUCAUUGCUACAGGGAGCUACAGAAACAAGAUAACCAGUGCACUCCUAAGAGCGGAUCCCCAGUCAACCAUAAAUCUCCAUCAAGUGCCUUGUCUACAGUAUUACAUAGUAUUCCCUCUGGAAGAAAGCAGAAAAAAAUUCCUGCAGCCCUCAAAGAAGUUUCAGCAAAUACAGAAGACUCUACAAUGAGUGGCUACCUACACAGAUCUAAGGGCAGUAAGAAACCAUGGAAACACCUAUGGUUUGUUAUAAAAAAUAAGGUGCUAUACACAUAUGCUGCUAGUGAGGAUGUGGCAGCAUUAGAGAGCCAGCCUUUACUUGGAUUCACAGUCAGUGAAGUAAAAGAUGAAAACUCAGAGUCUAGAGUGUUCCAUUUACUGCACAAAAACACUUUAUUUUACAUAUUCAAAGCAGAUGAUCCCCACUCAGCUCAAAAGUGGAUAGAAGCUUUUCAAGAAGGCACCAUAUUAUAG
Messenger RNA from Antrostomus carolinensis (chuck-will's-widow), 1196 nucleotides. RefSeq names its product FYVE, RhoGEF and PH domain-containing protein 6-like. The record is from RefSeq and is a predicted model, not a curated record. The annotation marks the transcript as partial. Gene Ontology annotation, molecular function: metal ion binding; guanyl-nucleotide exchange factor activity. Gene Ontology annotation, biological process: regulation of GTPase activity. Gene Ontology annotation, cellular component: cytoplasm. NCBI's taxonomy places the organism in Eukaryota, Metazoa, Chordata, Aves, Caprimulgiformes, Caprimulgidae. The transcript is spliced from 12 exons.